GGCCCCGGGGCUGCUCGGCCGGCGUGGCCGCUCCAGGGGCAGCAGCCGUUCGUCCCACCCCGCGUGGGGCUCUUGGGGCUCCGGCCGUGGGGACACGCCACGCCACGGGCACCCAGCAGCGCUCUCUGGGCUGUCUCGUUAAAGUCUUGAGAAACAGCUCCUGUUUCGUUCGCCACGGUGAUGAGGCCACCAGUACCUUGGGAAUAUUGGAGUGAUGUUGCAGGGACCGCUGCUGGCCUUGCUAUAGAAACUGUAGAUGGUGAAGAACAUCUCGAUAUGUCAGUGAAUUUGAAGGCUGAUAGGCACACUAUUCUCACAACCCAGUUAGCCUUCCACAGGGUACAUUUUAUUCCAAAAAAAAAAAACAAAGCUGUACCAUAUGCAUUAGAGGAAACGGUCACAAGUGACAUAAAGAUACCAGAAUACAGAAUGAUCCUGUUGUUCUCCUGCUCCACUUAAUUCAGCUGUCUUUUCCCAUAAAGGGCUUCUUCAUUCAUGGCUUGGGCCAGGCACUCAUAGGAUGGACCAUCGACUCUCCUGCAGGCAUUGAAGUGACUUCACGAACACUGGCUGUGAGCCAAGGUCGUCACACAGGUGGCACAUCUUCUCAGAGAAAAAGGUUUAGAGAGACAUGGAGCUUGAAAGAAUCAUUCGAGACACACUGACACGCUUCAUCCAGUCCCACAUCCCCGCAGCAGAUCUCAGUGGGAUGGAUGAUGUUUUCUUCUCCUAUAUCACGGGUGUCCUGGAAGAGCUGGGCUCACCAGAGUCCUCUGAGGAGAUUUUUGACAUGGACGCCUUUGUGGAAAUGAUGGAGGCAUAUAUCCCUGGAUUUGCAGAAAUCCACAGUGGGGAUGUUUGUGAAAUGAUGUUCUCCCUCUCAGAAAGGCUUGGCGAAGCUCGCAACAAAGAAAAACCUGGCCAAAAGGCUGUGGAAAGCAGGAAUGAAGCACCCUCUGAAGACCUCACCAAGGGCCAGGAGCCUGGAGCUGGAGCCUGCAACGGGGAAAGGCUGUGCACUGUAACAGACGGAGCCAGGGCCCAGGAAGGCGAUGACUUGAAGGAUGGGUUGGAGCUGCUACUGGAGAUGUUCCCAGCCUGUACCGUGAGCCAGGCAGAGAAGGCUCUUGCCAUGGCCUUGGGGAACUUGGAGGAGGCAGUGCAAUUAAUUGUGGAGGAGAAGGUGGAAACGGGCCCGGCAGGUGUGAGUGUGAAGGAACUGGCACGGCCCCGCAGAACACCCAACCACGAGGAACUAAAACAGGUUAUCCUGCAGAAAUACAUGAUGGUGGAUAGUGCAGAUGAUCAGAAAACACAUCGGCCAGCUCCACCUAAAGAGGCUCCCAAGAAGUUGAUCCGCUAUAUUGAUAACCAGGUGGUGAGUACAAAAGGAGAGAGGUACAAAGACAUCAAGAAGCCUGAGAGUGAAGAGAUGAAAAGGACCUACAUCAGCCUAAAACCAGCCAGGAAAUACAAGUUCCACUGACAGCCAGGUUCUGCUCUUCAGCCUUCCACCUCACUGGCCAGGCAUGGCAGGAUGGACUGUGGUGCUAGGAAUGAGGGACUCCUCCACCUGCAGCUAACUUGAACUAACCUGGGAGCCAGGACACUGUUUUCAGCUUCCUCAGCUAACCUGGUUGACAAGGAGGAGAUUUCUCUCCCUUGUGUAGCUAUCCCUCUGCCCUCAGGGGCACACUGCGGUGGCUCUCUGGGGCCUGGGCAUUCUCUGCUAUUCCUUGCAUGGGACAUUUUUAGAUCUGAGAUGUGGCUUGUGCUUUUGCAGCAACCUUUUUAACAAGUCUGUGUGCACUGUUGCUCUGAGUGCCAGUAUUAAUAAAGAUGAUGUGAGUUGGUGUGUA
Empidonax traillii (willow flycatcher) is the source of this 1859-nucleotide messenger RNA. It is a transcript of the gene CUEDC2, whose product is annotated as CUE domain containing 2. The transcript is spliced from 9 exons. Gene Ontology annotation, molecular function: ubiquitin binding. The record is from RefSeq and is a predicted model, not a curated record. Bases 632 to 1486 code for a protein of 284 amino acids. NCBI's taxonomy places the organism in Eukaryota, Metazoa, Chordata, Aves, Passeriformes, Tyrannidae.